AGCCGGGAGUAGCCCGCAGAAACUUCCGAAUUCCACCCAACACGUAACGCAGACAAUAUCCCUAUCCCAUCCAUUUCCAUUAGCCAGACUCAAUUGACGUCCCUCUCUCUCUCUCUCUCUCUCUCUCUCUCGGGUUUGUACUUCAUCUUCCGUCCAAGAGGUGAAAAUGGAAGCUGGGGCAGCGACAGUCGUCCGAUCUCCAUUUGGCAUGUCGAGAGCGUUCAAUUCAGUUGGCAGAUCGGGUGCGUACGUACCCGAUUUCGUGCGUCUCGGUACCAAGCUCCCGCCCUCGAUUAAGCAUUACACUUCAAUUUAUCAACCAAGUUCAGGACACAGGAGAGUGGGUUUUGGAAAUAGGAGAUGCUUGGUAGUUUGGGCGUCAUCAUCUCCUGACUCAGCAGGGUCUACUGCCCCAAUUGCUCCACUUCAGCUGGAGUCUCCAAUUGGGCAGUUUCUGUCACAGAUCCUGAUCAGCCACCCACACCUUGUGCCUGCUGCAGUUGAGCAGCAGCUUGAACAGCUCCAAACUGAUCGUGAUGCUGAGAAAAAGAAGGAAGAACCUUCUGCUUCAGGGACUGACUUAGUUCUUUCCAGGAGGAUUGCGGAGGUUAAGGCUAAUGAAAGGAGAAAGGCUUUGGAAGAGAUUUUAUAUACACUGGUAGUGCAAAAGUUCAUGGAUGCCAACAUUUCUUUAAUACCCACCAUAGCUCCCUCUUCCUCAGAUCCUCCUGGCCAGGUGGACGUGUGGCCAAGCCAAGAUGACAAGCUCGAGCAACUUCACUCUCCUGAAGCCUAUGAGAUGAUCCAGAAUCACCUAGCUCUGAUUCUGGGGAGCCGUGCUGCUGAUUCAACUGCUGUAGCGCAGAUAAGCAAGCUCAGGGUUGGGCAGGUCUAUGCUGCAUCUGUGAUGUAUGGAUACUUCCUCAAGCGGGUUGACCAGAGGUUUCAGCUUGAGAAGACGAUGAAGAUCCUUCCAAAUGCUUUGAAUGAAGCAGAGAGUGAUACUCAGCCAGCUGCUGGGGGGAACAAGAAGGCCAGUGGUGAAGAGUUCCCUUCCCAAGGUGUAGCAUCCCAUCCUGAAGUCUCUUCCUGGUCUGGAGGUAUGAGUCCAGGGGGGUUUAAUCAAGGGAUAAAGGCUUCCCGCUUGAGAAAUUAUGUAAUGUCUUUCGAUGGCGAGACACUUCAGAGAUAUGCCACAAUAAGAUCCAAAGAGGCUGUUAGCAUCAUAGAGAAGCAUACAGAGGCAUUGUUUGGAAGACCUGAAAUUGUUAUAACACCUCAGGGGACCGUUGAUUCUUCCAAGGAUGAACUCAUCAGGAUUAGCUUUGCUGGUUUGAAGAGACUGGUGUUGGAGGCAGCGACUUUUGGUUCUUUUCUCUGGGAUGUCGAGAGCCAUGUGGAUUCAAGGUACCAUUUUGUUAUGAAUUGAGCUAUGUCCACCCAACUUAUAUCCCUGGUCAGAGGAAAAUGACCGUGGAGGCACAACUGACCAACAUAAAACCGGUGUUAGUUUGACUUUGGUGAUGAGUUCGGAGUACCAUGGUGCUAAUUGUUCUGUAUAUAGCAAUUUUUAUUCUGAUGAACAAUUUAAAUUCAGAUCAUUAUUAAGGAAUAAAGAUAGUUGGAUUUCGGAAUUGUGUAGCUUCACAUUACCUUUUUUGUGAAACGUACUUGAAUGUUUGAUCUUUA
Molecule: messenger RNA, 1689 nt
Organism: Juglans regia (Persian walnut)
Lineage: Eukaryota; Viridiplantae; Streptophyta; Magnoliopsida; Fagales; Juglandaceae
Product: UV-B-induced protein At3g17800, chloroplastic-like
Exons: 4
Coding region: 167-1429 (420 amino acids)
Source: RefSeq, a predicted model, not a curated record